AUGGAGUGCGCAAACCAUAUGAACCAAAAUGAGAGCGAGAUAUUGAGUCCAAACUAUCCACACAAAUAUCCGAAUAACUAUCGGUGCGUUUGGUAUAUAACAGUCGCCGACAAUAAAUACAUUGCACUUAAAGUGAAUACUUUUCAUACGGAACUCAAACACGAUUUGGUCUCUGUAUAUGACGGCCACACCGAAGAGGACAGUCAACUGUUGGCCACUUAUAGCGGUUUUGCCGAAGACUAUGACUACACGGGUGUACCCCGUAAUGGCAUGACUAAAUUCCGAUCGGUUAUAUCCAGCGGCAAUAAGUUACUUGUUAAGUUUCGCACCGAUUAUGUUACUGAGUAUACAGGGUUUAAUAUCACAUACGAGUCCAUUGACCAAGGCUGUGGACUUACGCUAAAUGCAACCAGGAAGGAAAUAGUGAGCCCCGGGUAUCCAAGUGAGUACAUUUUCGCACUGGUAUGCGUGUGGAACAUAUCUGUGCCCUCAGACAUGAUGGUUAUGAUCACAUUCGCUGACUUUCAAACCGAAUACAACUUUGAUUAUCUCCGUAUUCACGACGGCUUCGAUAGGAACAGCAACAUGAUGGUUAUGAUCACAUUCGCUGACUUUCAAACCGAAUACAACUUUGAUUAUCUCCGUAUUCACGACGGCUUCGAUAGGAACAGCAGUUUUGUCACUUAUACAGGAGAUAACAUUCCUCCACAGAUUAUAUUUGUGUCCAAUGAAAUCCAUAUCAUGUUUAAUAGCGAUCAUAAUAAGCCCAGGCGUGGCUUUAAUCUCACUUACCAUGCUUUUAAAAAGCCAGGUCAAAAUAAAGAGAUUUACGAGGCGUUUACUGAUAACCAAGAUGUGACAGAAUAUUCUGCACGACCGUUGGCUUACAUAAGCAUAGCAUUAAAUGCAAUGUUAGUAAUCGUGGUCAUAAUCUUGCUCAAAGGAAAAAUAUAACAAUUUGGCCACAAAUAUAAUUGACUCACAUUGUAAAGUAUUAAUUAACAAAUACGAUAAUCUCGAAUGCGAUGAUGAUGGAGAUAAUUGCAAUAACAAUAAUCAUCCAGGUGAUAUUAAUGAAGAGCAAUCAAACC
Molecule: messenger RNA, 1091 nt
Organism: Medioppia subpectinata
Lineage: Eukaryota; Metazoa; Arthropoda; Arachnida; Sarcoptiformes; Oppiidae
Source: the annotation of a GenBank genome assembly